AUGGCUUCUGGAGAUGAAUGGUGCACGAUCGAGUCCGAUCCUGGUGUCUUUACCGAACUGCUGGAGCAGCUUGGUUGCCCGCGCGUUGAGCUCCAGGAGCUUUGGAGUUUGGACGAAGACUCGCUGGCGCAGCUGACUUCAUCCACAAACCGCGUCUACGGUCUUAUCUUUCUGUUUCAAUGGAUUGGAGAGACGCAGAAAGAGCACGCCACGACGCAGACACCUUUAAAUGAAGAUGAUAUUCCAUCCAAUCUGUUUUUUGCCCAUCAAGUCACCACUAACGCCUGUGCAACGCAAGCCAUUUUAUCCGUCGUACUCAACGCCGACUUGGAGGAGCAAGAGCUGGGGUCAACCUUGGGGACCUUUCAGUCAUUUACCGCGUCGUUUCCUCCCAAUCUCAAAGGCGUGGCUAUAUCUAGUUCGGACGAAAUUCGAACCGCACACAACGCCUUUGGGAGGACGGACGCAUUUUUGCACGAAGGCAAGAUCCAUAAGCCUACCGGCGACGAAGAAGCCUUUCAUUUUGUGGCGUAUGUACCGCAGAGCAAUGUUCUCUACGAGCUUGACGGUCUACAGAAGGGACCCAUCGUCGUUGAUACCGUGGGAGCAGAAGAACAGGAAGCUGGCGCUACGGCCUGGCUAGGCAUUGCCCGAAAGGCCAUUCAAGAUCGUAUGCAGCAAUUGGGAGGUGAAGGAUCGAUCAAAUUUAACCUCAUGGCUGUAAUUGAGGACAAGCGUGUGCUGUUGGAGUCCCAACUGGCUGAUACGGCCGAGUCGGAUCCACAGCACGAUCUCUUGCUGUCUCAAAUACGAAUGGAACGCGACAAACGAGAAUUGUGGAAGGCAGAGAACCAGCGGCGGCGUCACAACUACGUCCCUCUCUGUGUGCAACUUUUGGAAGAAUUGGCCAGGGAUGGAUCACUCCGCGGCUUAAUCGAAGCUGCAAAGACAAAGCUAGUGGAAAACCGAAGACGC
Molecule: messenger RNA, 975 nt
Organism: Phaeodactylum tricornutum CCAP 1055/1
Lineage: Eukaryota; Bacillariophyta; Bacillariophyceae; Surirellales; Neidiaceae
Exons: 1
Biological process (GO): ubiquitin-dependent protein catabolic process; protein deubiquitination
Cellular component (GO): cytoplasm
Molecular function (GO): cysteine-type deubiquitinase activity
Source: RefSeq, a predicted model, not a curated record